CCGCCGCUGCGGGGGCCGCCGUUCGCUCGGCUCGGCGCCGCUCUCCUCUGCCCUGAGUCGGGGCUUGCUCUGCCAGUGGGAAAAUGGCGACGGAGGGAGCGAGAGGGGAGCCCGGCUCCGGCGGUCGUGAGGAUCCGACGGCAGCGAAAAGAGAGUUCGAUGUGGACAGUCUCAGCAAAUCAGAAUUGAGGAUGCUUCUGAGUAUUUUAGAAGGGGAGUUGGAAGCACGAGAUCUUGUGAUUGAAGCUUUGAGGGCACGGAGGAAGGAGGUUUUUAUCCAGGAACGGUACGGCAGAUUUAAUCUUAGUGACCCAUUUUUGGCUCUGCAGCGAGAUUAUGAAGCAGGGGCUGGUGCUAAAGAGAAGAAGUCCAUCUGUACCAAUCCACUCUCUAUUUUGGAAGCUAUUAUGGCGCACUGCAGAAAAAUGCAAGAAAGGAUGGCAGCUCAGUUGGUUACUGCAGAAAAUAGGCAAAAGAAGUUGGAAAUGGAGAAAUUGCAGUUACAAGCACUUGAGAUGGAACACAAGAAGCUCUGUGCUCAGCUGGAGGAGGAGCGUGGCAAGAACAAGCACGUUGUAUUAAUGCUAGUGAAAGAAUGCAAACAAUUAUCCAGCAAAAUGGUAGAAGAGGCCCAGAAGUUAGAAGAAGUCAUGGCCAAAUUUGAGGAAGAGAAAAAGAAAGCCCGGGAGCUGGAGGAAUCUCUUGCCAUGGAGAAACAACGGAGCACGCAGAUGGAAGCCCAGAUGGAAAAGCAGCUCUCUGAGUUUGACACAGAACGGGAGCAGCUGCACUCCCGCCUUAGCAGAGAAGAAGCUCACACGAGUGACCUCAAAGAAGAGAGGGAGAGGAUGAGGAAGACAAUUGAGCAGCUGAAUAAGGAAAGUGAUGCGAAACUCCACCUUUCGCUUCCACGGAGGACUAAAGAGAGAGGCUUCGUUUCUGUCUCCAUUGGAACAGAGGGACCAAUUUUGAGGACGCUUUCCUGCCAGACAGAUGCAGUGUUAAUAGACAGUGGAAUUGAAAGUGUUAGAAAGUUGCCUUUAACAGUACCCAUAAAGCCUUCAACCAUCCACCCUUUGCUUUCGGGGCACACAAAAGUGAAUGUAUCCUCCAAUGCAGCAUUUGUGAAGCCCAUCAUUGACAGGCAUUCUUCCUGCAGUGACCUGCUCCUAUCCCCCGUAACUUCUAGCCUAUCUCAUGGUCAAACCCGAAUUGAGGAGAAUGGACCAAUGGCUUCGCCCGACUUAGCAAGUCUGCCUUCCCCAUUUCUGGAUCACGUUGCAUCCACUCCCAGUGUUGCACCUCAAAGCUACCUGCAAGCAUCAUCUGUUCCUUCUCCACAUUCUCCGUCCACCAGCGCUACUGGGCAUCAAGGUCUGAACCCACGGGUCCAGGCUGCCAGAUUUCGAUUUCAAACCAAUGCUAAUGAUCAAGACCAAAAUGGAAACACGACUCAAAGCCCUACAUCAAGAGAUGCCUCACCCACAAGUCGAGACAACCUAGUUGCCAAGCAGCUGGCUCGGAAUACAGUCACCCAAGUCCUUUCAAGAUUCACUAGUCCUCAGGGUGUGGCACCUGGACGUCCAGGAAUGUCACAUUCAAUAGAUGUUGGCACUUAUCCUCCCCCAGUUAGUAGAAUGAGUUUAAAGACUCCCAGUGUUUCAAGGAUUGACAGAGGAAACCCCCCGCCUAUUCCUCCCAAAAAGCCAGGCCUUUCACAGACUCCUUCUCCGCCGCACCCACAGCUUAAAGUAAUUAACCCUAAUGUAGGUGCCAAAACUGAGGGCAAAAUCCUGGUUUCACCUUCUUCCUGUUCACCUCAAGGAAUCAGGGUAAUAAAUGAAGAGGUUAUGUCUAGGUCCUCGCCACAGCUGCCACCAAAACCAACAAUAGAUUUAUCUGUGGCAUCUGCAGGCUGUGCCAUACCAUCCAUGGACAUGCCUCAGGUGGGUGCCUGGCCUUCCCAGUCCCCUGGACUGAGCCAACCUGCAUGUUCCGAAAGCUCCUUUGUCAUUCCCACCACCAUUGCCUGUAGUUCUUCCAUAAACCCUCUUAGUGCUUCAUCCUGUAGACCAUGUGAUUCAGACAGCCUCCUGGUAACAGCAUCAGGCUGGUCUUCCUCCCUAACCCCUUUAUUAAUGAGUGGUGGUCCUGUUCCCCUGGGUGGCAGGCCCACCCUUCUUCACCAAGCUGCUGCCCAGGGAAAUGUCACUUUAUUGUCAAUGCUGCUUAAUGAAGAAGGUCUGAACAUUAAUGAUUCCUGUGAAGAUGGCUGUUCUGCCUUGUAUUCUGCUGCUAGGAAUGGACAUACAGAUUGCGUGAGAUUGCUGCUGACUUCAGAAGCACAAGUUGACCUUAUUGAUAAAAACGGCUUUACUCCCUUGUGUUCAGCAGUCGCUCAGGGACAUUGCAAAUCUGCAGAAUUAUUAAUCAUGUAUCAUGCCAACGUUAAUCAUGCUGCUGAAAGAGGAGAGACUCCUUUACAUUUGGCCUGUGGAAAUGGAAAUAUUGAAUGUGUCAAACUCUUGCUGGAAGCUGGAGCAGAUAGAAGUGCAAAUACCCAUGACGGCUGGACUCCAUUUCAUGCUGCUGUUGAUGCUGAUAAUGUUGACUGCCUAAAGUUUUUGAUGUAUUAUGGAAAGUCAAGAGGUGGAAGCUUUGUGAAUGAAGUAGAUGCUAAUGAGUACAUCUGUAACUUAGAGAGUGAAGUAGACAUCUUUAGCCAUAAAGCAAAGCCCGUUGUUUCUGCAGAUCUCAUCAACCGUGUGAACAAAGAUGGCUGGACUGCAGCCCACAUAGCAGCAUCAAAAGGCUUUAAGAGCUGCCUAGAAGUCUUAUGUAGCCAUGAGGGUCUGGAGGCUGAAAGAAAAGAUAAGUGCAACCGAACGCUACAUGAUGUUGCUACUGAUGAUUGUAAACAUCUUCUAGAGAACUUGAAUGCUUUUAAAAUCCCUUUACGGAUUGCCGUUACCCAGAUCGAGCAAGCUUGCUAUGGUACAGAUGAUCUUGAAAUGGAAAAUAUUGUAUGCAUGUUAAAUAUACGGAAACAGACAACCUGGGAUGAUUUUUCAAAAGGGGUGACUCAGGCAGUGACAAACCAUUUCCAAGCAAUCACCUCUGAUGAGUGGAGAAGCCUGGAAGACCUGACAGUUAAUAAGACCACAGACUUCAGCAUCGGCCUCACUGCAAGCAGUAUAUUAUCCAUCAAACUGGGCAAUGUUUCAUGGUCAGUGGGUCAGACUUUUCACCAGCCGCCUUGGGAAUUUUUGAAAAGAAAUGAGGUGGAACGUAUAAUCAUAUUUUUACUUGGUCCCCAAGAAGGAUGUCUGCACAGUGUGACUUAUGCAUCUAUGAUCCAUCUUCAAACUUUACAGAAUUAUCUCAGGCUGGUGGAGCAGUAUCGCAAUAUUAUCUUUCAUGGUCCAGAAGGAAGUUUGCAAGAUUAUGUGGCUUAUCAGAUAGCCCUCUGUCUGAAGCACAAGCAACUGGCUGCAGGAUUCUGCUCUGAUAUAGUCCAAGUGAAGAUAGAUGCUGAUUUAUCCAAGGAGCAACUUGCAGAAGUAUUCAUCAACAGCGGUUGCUUGAUUCCAGUGAAACAGCCUUCAGUAAGCAACAGAAUCAUCAUCAUCUUAGAAAAUUUAGAAAAGGCCUCAUUAUCAGAAUUACUCGGGGAGUUUCUUCAACCCCUUGAAAAUCGUGGCUUGGAUAACCUUUACACUAUAAAAAAAGCCAAUGGAGUAUCAUAUGCGUAUUACUUCCAUGAGAACUGUUUUCUUAUGGGGACCAUUGCAAAGUCUCGGCUUCAGGGCUCUGACCUGAUGAUUCAGCAACAUUUCCUCUGGGUUCAGCUAAGAUGGGAUGGAGAACCAAUACAUGGCCUCCUGCAAAGAUUCUUGCGAAGGAAGGUUUUAAGCAAGUUCAGGGGACAAAUGCCGCCUCCAUCUGAUCCAGUGUGCAAGAUGGUUGAGUGGAUUCUUGCAGUUUGGGAUCAACUGAACUCAUGUUUAUCACGGCUUGGUGCACCUGAAGCUCUUGUUGGGCCCAGGCAUUUUCUUUCUUGUCCAGUGGUGCCUGGUCACAGUCACGCAACAGUGAAAUGGAUGUCAAAAUUGUGGAAUGCUGUCAUUGCUCCCCUUGUUCAAGAAGCAAUUCUCUCCCGAGCUUCUCUGAAAAGAGCACCCAUGUUUGGACAAAUGGCAGUCAAAAAAAGUCCAAGCCAAGGGCAGCAAGCAGUGGUGAAAGCUGCACUCAGUAUCCUGUUAAAUAAAGCAGUUCUGCAUGGAUGUCCUCUUCCCAGAGCAGAAAUGGAUCGGUACAUUGCAGAUUUUAAAGGAGGAAGCUUUCCUCUCUCCAUGGUGUCAAACUACAAGAAUUGCCCCAAGAAAAAAGAAGAAAAUGCUGCUUGGAGAAAAGCAAGCACAAGUCCACGUAAGAAGUCGAACCACGCAUCAGCCCAGUCCUGGAGUAAGGCAGAGGGAAAUGCAGAAGGUAUUAAGUCAAAUAAUAUAUUGAAGGAAACUGAGAAUAAAAUGGCUUCCUUAGAGAAAAAGUCUCUGGAAGAUGAUCCCUUCAGUGUGUUAAACCUGGAACAGAGACUAUCCGUUGGUUCAGAUGAUGAAGUGGACCUUCUGCAGGAACUUCAGAGUAUUUGUUUAAGCAAAUCAGAAUCUGACAUCAGUAAGAUAAUAGACUCAAAGGACGAGUUGCUUCUGACAAUCAGCACUCCUCAGAAGGAUCCGGUGUUUUCGGCAAACGUCAUGAAUGCAGCCACAUCAGCAUCGCAGCAGAGGGCAGAAGGAGACAAGAGGAGCAUCCAGUUUAGAAGUGUUUGCAAAAAACAAAAAAACCUCUGAAAGGCUGAGGCCCUUGUGAUCUUCCCAUUCCUGAGCAACAGCAGGAGAAAUGGAGGAGAGAAGGGCUGCAAUUAGAAAGGCAAGCAAUCUUCAGGAAUUUUCAGCAAUGGCUGAGCUGGUGGUUGAAUUCUGGAAGUUUAUGUUAUUGAUUUGUCUAUUUACUUACUUAGCUUGCAAGCUGCUUUGGUUGCAAAUAACUCUAAGCAGCAAGUACUCCCAUGCAAUGAAAGGAUGAAAACAAGAGUAAUAUUUCUAUAAUGCAAGAACCCAAUGGUAUCAUUCCCAUCUCACCACAUAGAGGCAUACAGUUCCCAAACAACAUAUUCUGUUGUUUCCUGUGGUGGAGAGACGCCAUCUCUCAAGUCAGUUCCUAAGGAUUUCUGGAAUAGCCAGGUCAGGGGACUUUUCUACACCCUGCAGGCUGGGUGGUGAUGUCAUCUCACAGUUCCAAAGGUACCAAUGGAAAAGUAGGGAUUCCCUUCCUGCAAAUCAGCAUGUCAGUGGCUAGGAAGCUGAUUGUUAUUGGAUGGGGGAAGGAUUCCUUUUAAUUCUUUCUAUUCCACUUCUGUAUUGUUUGUGAGCUGCUGAGAGCCUUUGGGAAUCAAGCAGCAUAUACAUUAGACAGGUAGAGAUUGUUGGGACAGGAAGUCCUACACGGGUCCUUAGCCAUGUGGGACUUUAAAGAUGACAGCGAGCACUCUGAAUUGCACUAAGAAGCCAACUGCCCUUUAGUACAGCUCCAGAUAAAAUGCGAAGCAUCUGUGACUACUGGACCAAUUAUAGCUUCUUAGCAGUCUUCAAGGGCAGCCCCAUGUACAAUGCAUUGCAAUAAUCUGAGAGGUGAUCAAGGCAUGAGUGACUGCAAGCAGAGUCUUCUGAUGCAGCGCUGGUCAUAACUGGUGGGAGUAAUGCAAAGGCCCUACUGGCUCCAGUUGUACCUGCUCCUCAGGGCUAGAGCUGUGAGUCCAGAAGGAAUGUGCAGGUCAGGGAAAUCUGUAGCAUCUGACUGGAGAGUGAUUUUCUAGAAUUUUUGACAGAAUUGCCUGCUGUCUUUUUUUUUUUAAUCUCUCUCUCUCUCUCCCUUUAAACUGAAGAAAUUAGAGCUUGACAACAGAAUCCUUUACAUACAAAGAAAAUUCCUCAGGGAUAGCCACAAUACUCCAAUCACUGCUGCUUAUCUCAAGAAAAUAGAAUAUUUGUGUUCAGUUUGGGGAAAAGGUGUGCUCCCAAUGCAAUAUCUGAAAGAUUUCUUGCCCUAACAACAUGAGAUUGAUGUAAUUUCAUAUUUAACUUACAGUUGUCAUGAUCUCAUAAUAAUGAGGUGACAACUAUAUAAAUUUUGUUUAUAUUUAAUUACUACUGCAGUAGUGCUUCUGACUACUAUAGAUCAAAAUUAGUUUCUAAACAACAGUAAUAUAAUAAUGUGAGAAAACUGGUGAACCAUGUCUUGCCUUCUCUCUAAAUCUAUCUUUACAAUGGCUUGACUUGUUUAAAAGGAAAUAAAUAAAAUCUGCCUCAGUCAUAUCCAGAAUUGUGCUCUGUGGCAAAGAAAUCUCAGCAGCAUUUAGCAGCUUUCAGCUUCUCCUUGUGAAGGUCAUGCAUUUAUUAGCAGGUUCCUGUAUCCAAAUUAGAAAGCUGCAGGCGAGCUUUGAAAGAAUCACAGAUAUAGAAAGCAGAUGGCUGUACCUAGUUAUGUCUUCCAUCUUGCUUCUCAAAACAUAUUCGGUACUCACAAGAUGGCAAAAGAGGAGAAGAAGAGACAUCUUUUCAAAAAUAGAAAUAGGAAUAUUAUCCUCAUUUCUAAACUUCUAGGUACGGUGGAAAGGGGAAUCGACAUUGCCAAAAAUCAGUCAGCAGAAAUCCUGUUCAUUUUCUAAUCAUUUCCAUAUAGAGCCAAGCAAAAUGUAUUGCAAUUCUUUAAAGCACAGGUUUAAAGAACUUAUGCCUCCUAGAUGUUGCUGGACUACAACUCCCAUCAAAUCAUGUAAGUUAGAAUAUAAUGUACAGUUCAACUUGACUCAUUGCUGCCAUUCAUGUUUUCCUAUAAUUCCUUUUUCCAUAGUGUUGCUACCAUUGGUAGUAGUGGUAACAUGACAAGCAUUAUAAUACAAAGACAUUAAGGUGGACUGUGAAGUAUGGAGUGGGAGAAGAAGAAACGUGAUUUGAGCUGCCAUAAAAGUCUUGCCCACAUGGCACUAACCUGUUGGAUCCCUAUUGUCACUUCCCUCACAAUCACAAAACUCAAAGUCUUAUAACUCUUAAGUUAUAAGACAAUGUGAAUUUCAGUCCGUUUAUCCACAUUCUUUCCUAUUACAUGUUCUAUACCUGGUAGCUUUUUAUCCAUAUUAAACCUUUCCCUUAGCUGUGUGUAUGAAAACCAUUAAAAGUAAAUCCCUCUGCAGUCAGCCGUUCUCUUGAUUGCAUCUUAAGUUCUCCAUUUUCCUGUACUAUUAAAUCUUGAUAUAUUAACCAUUUUUCUUUGCCUGCUGACCUAUCCUGAAGGUUGAAAUUCUAAGUACACUUGCUUAUAAGUUCUGCUGGAUACAAUGGUAUUUGCUUCCAAGUACACAUUUCUGAUGCUUUGCAAAACAGAAGACCCUGAAUGUCUGCCACACUGGAGCCCUUACCAUCAUUUGCUUGCUAUCACCAAGGAAAUCCCUCACAUUUCCCUCAUUCAGAGCAUCUGUCACAAAUGACAACUUUGUGUCAACUCAGGCUGCUCAAUCACAGACUGAUGUUGCUAUUGUUUGGGCAAAUGCAUGUUAUGCUAUAAAACAUUACUCUGUUCACAGGAUGGUAUUCCGGGGACCUGUCCUCUCAGCAGCAGUCAAUCUAUGGAAUGCAGCGACCGUAAAUCAAAAACGGAGUCUUUCAAGAGCGGCGUUUCAAGAAU
Molecule: messenger RNA, 7746 nt
Organism: Candoia aspera
Lineage: Eukaryota; Metazoa; Chordata; Lepidosauria; Squamata; Candoiidae
Gene: CTTNBP2
Product: cortactin binding protein 2
Exons: 23
Coding region: 84-4853 (1589 amino acids)
Biological process (GO): regulation of synapse organization; protein dephosphorylation
Cellular component (GO): actin cytoskeleton; glutamatergic synapse
Molecular function (GO): protein phosphatase 2A binding
Source: RefSeq, a predicted model, not a curated record